AUGGACUACAGCAACGGAUUUCUAACUGUGUGCAUCUUGACCUUCAGCACAGCCGUGUGUAUCCUUGGUCUCAUUCUCGGUGUUGUCUUCAUCUUCUUCCAGCGACAAAGGGAGGAGCAGCUACUGGACGAUAUUCACCAUACCGUAUGUGCCGCCAUUGAAGCAUCAUAUGACGCUGAGAACUUUGGCUGCGUAAAUGACGAGCAAACACAAGUACUCAGAAAUUAUCGGGUUCCAAACUAUUCUUCGAUGGGCUCCUAUAAGAAAAAAGCAACAGCAGCAAGACCAACAAGAACAACAAGAACAACAAGAACAUCCCCAACGGAGUCGCCUAUUGGCGAAAACUGGUAA
This is a messenger RNA of Fusarium fujikuroi IMI 58289, 351 nucleotides long. RefSeq lists its product as uncharacterized. The record is from RefSeq and is a predicted model, not a curated record. NCBI's taxonomy places the organism in Eukaryota, Fungi, Ascomycota, Sordariomycetes, Hypocreales, Nectriaceae. The transcript has a single exon. Bases 1 to 351 code for a protein of 116 amino acids.